This is a messenger RNA of Heterotrigona itama, 3862 nucleotides long. Lineage: Eukaryota; Metazoa; Arthropoda; Insecta; Hymenoptera; Apidae. The record is from the annotation of a GenBank genome assembly.
AUGCAAUAUCGGUAUUCUCGAGCACGUGCGGAAACGCAUACCGGAAACGACGUUAGAAUUAUUAACGGCUCGAUGAAGGGAGACAGUGAAGUGUCGGUGCAGCCGCCAUUAAAAGGAUGCGGCACGCAUGCCGGAAGAGAUGAUUCUAGCGUGGCACUAUUCUGGCAAGAGUAUCGGCCAGAUCGUCCUCUAAGAAAAACUGCAGUUGGCUAUGCCGUGUCACUCGGCACAGCAGGUAUAGAGAUGACGGUCACUUAUACCGCCGAAGUCGCUACUUGUAGAGGUGUCGGUUGCUUUCUAAAAUUACUCCUAAGAUGGCGGGCAAGCAUAUACAAGCUCGUGUGGUUGGACCUGCUGCUCUUUCUUUCCAUAUAUUACACGCUGUCGUGCAUCUACCGAUUGUUACUAGAUGAUGAACAAAAGAAGACAUUCGAGGCUAUAGUGGCGUACUGCAAGGAGUACAGCGAUCUGAUUCCACUGUCUUUCGUCCUGGGCUUCUACGUCAGUAUUGUUAUGACCAGAUGGUGGAAUCAAUACAUGGUGAUACCGUGGCCAGAUUCAAUCGCGGUCUUCGUGUCGGCCACUAUUCACGGCAACGACGAGAGAGGUCGAUUGAUGCGCCGAACUAUCGUCAGAUACGUGUGCGUUUGUUUAACGCUAGUGUUGGCGAUGGUCUCGCCACGCGUGAAGAAACGAUUCCCCACGUUGGAGCACUUCGUGGAGGCUGGUUUGUUGCUGGAGAACGAGCUGGUCAUAUUCCAAAGUCUGAAUGCAAAGUUUCCUAAACCGAGCAAGCAUUGGUUACCGAUUGUGUGGGCGUCGAGCAUCGUGACAAGAGCGAGGAAGGAGGGCCGGAUUCGCGACGACUUCGCCGUGAAAACGUUGAUAGACGAACUGAACAAGUUUCGCGGCCUAUGCGGCAGCCUCAUGCACUAUGAUACCAUUAGCGUACCUCUGGUUUAUACUCAGGUAGUCACGUUGGCCGUGUACACAUAUUUCCUAACGUGCGUGAUGGGCCGGCAAUGGCUGCAGAAUUCAUCGACGUCGACGAUCGAUUACUACUUCCCGGUUUUCACGACGUUGCAAUUCUUUUUUUACAUGGGCUGGCUGAAGGUAGCUGAGACACUGAUCAACCCAUUUGGCGAGGACGACGAUGACUUUGAAGUCAACUGGAUAAUCGACAGGAAUUUACAGGUGAGCUACCUCAUCGUCGACGAGAUGCACCACGAGCAUCCGGAAUUGAUCCGCGAUCAAUACUGGGAUGAGAUCUUCCCUGCGGAGCUUCCGUACACGGCGGCAGCGCAGGCCUUCCGCGAAGAGCAUCCCCAGCCGUCCACCGCUGGAAUUCAGUUGUCCGCGGCGCAGCAAGAACUCCAACCAUCCUCGGUCAGGAUCGAUGAAAUGGCAGCGGACUAUCAACAGAAGUUCCAUUCUGACGUGGCGGACGACGCCGCGUCUGGUAUACAUUUCACAGCGACCGGGAAAAUGUCAAGGAGCGCUAGUAGAGUGAGCAAUCGGGACCGUACCCUGAGCGGUGGCUCCACUCCAAGCAUCAUCGGGGGUUCCCUAACAAGAGUCAACAGCGUGACAAGCGUGUUGAAACGAUUGUUUAGCAAAGAAGACAGGCCAGAUGGUGGCACGUCAGCUGGUACUAAAACUCCUGGAAGACUCGCGUCUUCCAGUUCGGCUGCUUCGUUGCAAAAUCGAGCCAUUGGCGGAGGCUCGAUGAGGAUUGGAGUGAUCAAGGAAGAGGCGGACGAACAAAUGACGUUAACGUCAAUGAAAUCGGACAAGAAACCUCAUGUACAGAGCAUAUUCUCGACGGGACCACCGCCUCCGAGCGCUCCGGUUGCUGUUCCUGGCAUGGAAUAUUCACGAAAUGGCGAGAUAUUUUCGUGUAGCGCUCCUGUAACCGGUAUUGCGUUGGCAGGGAGUAACGGUGGAAGCGCCAACGACAGGAGAUACGGGCCUGAAUCAAGCGCGCAACGAGCGACGCAGUCAGCGCGAUCGAGCGUCACUUACGAACCAGCAACGAGCUACGUUGGCAGCGUUGUGGAUGACCUUGUAAGCAGCCGUAGUUCGUCAUCGGCCAGCGUCAACUCGGACGACGAAUUCACAAAAUUGAAGACGAAAAGGGAGAAACAAAGGCGUGAUAGGAUUGAACAAAGACUGGCUAGAAGUAUCAGCGGGCACACUAACUUGAUCAGUGGACAUUCGAGAGGUUCUCUAGACAAUGAACAUCUUUUGCUGUCGGAGUUGGCGAAUACCUCGCGUUUGUCCAUGACGCAGAACGACCGUGACGACAAAACAAUCGAAAGUGACCGUCUUUAGCAGAUCUGUCUAUGGGCUUACUUUGAAGUCUAAUUUAAAUUGUGCAAAGUUUCUACAACUGUCGAUCAAUCAAAUGAUCGAAGAAAGUACGUGAAUUUUAAGGUUGAUCCGUACGAUCAAGAUUCAUGACCAUAUUAAUGUAUAUACGGAUUUUUAAUUAGAACGAGUUUAACAUUUGAUGAAACAACGUAUGAGUCAAGUUUAAGUAGUUGUAACAAUUGACGAAAAACGUAAGGUGAGAAAGAGCGAGAAUGUAUAGAGCUAAUCCAAUGUAAAAAUUAUUAAGUCGUUUAGAUAUAUACGUAAAAUAAGUAGAGCCACUUUGAAUUUCCGCUGCAAUUUUACGUAUAUCGUAAACCUGUUUGUAAACUUGGCUAAAGUGAACAAAAUUUCAUCUGCUUCGUGCAAUUUUUAGAAUUUUGUUGUAAGGAGGAAGACGUUUGCCUUCUGAUAAAUAUAACUUGAAGAUUGUGUAAAAGAUCCAAAGGUUACAUACGCAAGUGUGCAAACAUCGAAAGUAUAUUACCAUCGUAUUGCAACAAUGAAUUUGCUACGUAUACCGGUAUACCUCUCACUUCAAAUUCUACGUAACGAAAAAAUGACAAUAAUAAUACGAGGACAUUGUCAUGGAAUAUCGCCUUAAAGUGUAUUGAUAUGUACAUUUUUAUAUAUUUACAUUUAGCGAACGUGCUAUAAGGUAAAUCGUAGUUGUCUAAAGUUAAAAAAAAUUCAUAAUCCAGCAAGUCGAUCCUUCUGUUCAAUUUUUCUCGCUUCGAAGCAUUACGCAGACUAAUUGCUCGCAGAAGUAGUUCCCGAAAACAUUCUGAUCAAACUUUUGUAAUCGGUUUGCGAAUUCUGAUUGUUACGAAGAUAUUGAAAGUGCCUGCCUAUCUUUAUGCAAUCAGGAAUUAGUACUCGACACUUGUUUAUCGUUAAAUAGUAGCUUAAGUUUCCGCUCUUUCGAAUAAUGUGUGAUCAAUGUUGCGCUCAAAAUUAGCAAUACGUUCGAGCAUGUACAUUCCAGGAAUCAAGGAGAUCUAGAAACGACCGCACGUCCACAGGAUAUAUGCCUGAUUUCGUAUUUUUCUUACGUUUGUAAUAUGUAUUAUCGUAAUGUCGCACACACUUUCAACCAAAAUAUAGAUAAUAAAUGUAGAUUCUACUUGUAGACGAUAGGAAAGUAACUUUAGGGGAGAUUUCGAAUCAAAAAAACGACGACGAAUGAAAAAAGAAAAUUUGCCUAGAAGAAUUAACAAAAGAAUGUACAAAUUCUGGGUAUCAAAAUUGCAUACGCGUGUAUAGAAGCUUACAUGUAACAAGCCUAAUUCACGCUCGUUACUGCCUCGUUACUCUCCAAUUCUUUCAUUUUGGAAUCCACAUUCCAGACCGCGAUUAAUUAAAUCCGACGGUGCUCAUACAGCGAAGCGUUUCGUUUAACAGUAUUAACGAGGUAUCGAAGAGGUACUUUCUCGGAUUGUCUUGGGGUUUGGAAGCUUUUUUCUGAAUAAAGAAAAAGUGAAUUGCAAACACG